AUAUUAAGGAUCAUGGUCUUGUCUUCGGUGCACUCAAUUUCUUGGGUGCAUUCAAUGCACUCGUCUCAUAUUUGCCAUUUCAAGCAUGCGAUUCAUGUCAAAAUGGUAUCUGCCAUAACUUGUGAUAUGAUCAACAAGAAGAAAACACAUGAAUUUACAACAACAACAACAACAACAAAAUUCAUUCAAGAUGUACUUCAAUUUGAAGGAUCGAGGAUUUAGAGAUUUAGGGUUCGGGUUAGGAUUUAUAAGUUGAGAUUUUGGAUUUGUGUUCAAAAUUGAAGGUUUAGAGGUUAGGACAAUGAAUUGAUUGGUUGUGAUCAUAUGUCGUAUCAACAUAUUAGACUAAUGCUACCAAUAAAAUCCAAAAUUCGAUGUCUUCAAGUUACUAUUAGAGUUUGGUGCAUUGUACAACCAAAUUUAUAGAGGUGUUUGAUUGUAAAUUCAUAAUAUGAGUCAUUUCAAACAUUAGUUACAAGUCCAUUACAAAAGCAAAAUUAUGCUGACUAUUUUGCUAGUAUCCCAAAGUACAGUGACUGCCCAUGCAAUUGACCCACAAAAGGCAAGUCAGCAACUACCAGCACAUUCCAUGGACGAUAUUAAACGGAAUCUACCGGCCCGCCACCGAGAUUCACGCCGUCAAAUAACGCCGAUCACCCGUCUCCCCCUCUUUCUUUCCCCCAAAAAGAAGUUCUCUCGCCGUCAUCCCAGCCUGCCGUUUCCUUCCUUCUUCCCUUCGAACAAAGAAAACGGAAAGAAAAAAAGGAAAAAAUAUCCCAUUCCCUGUUGCCAGCUAAUUAGGCGCAAAAAUCCAAUCCAAUUGUGGAUUAAGGCGGCAAAUCGAAGCAGGGAAGGGAUUAAAGAAUCCUCCCCGGCCGGCGAUUAAUCGAAAUUACCCAAAAGCAAGCAGCUAACGUCGGCAGAUCCCAUUCUCGCUUUCCGUAGGUCAUAUAACAUAAAAAGCUUUACGAAACGCUUAUUUUUCUGCCCAACGCGCCAAAAAGUAUUUCUCUCCUCCUCCACCGCCGCCGCCGCCGCCCGUUCCUUCUUCCGCCUCGCUGCUUCUAGCUCUCCCGUCUUGCCCUCGCCGGCGUUCGUUUCUAUGGCCGGGAGCUGCUGAGUGAGGCGAGAAAGGGGGGGAAGGCGAGAGGAGAAACCGAGGCGGUUGGGAGGGAGAGUUUUUUCAGCUUCUCUCUCCGGUAAUGGAGGAGCAGCCGUUGAAACGGGCCUUGUUGGACGCUAGUGCGGGGGCGAUCGCCGGCGGGAUAUCUCGUACGGUUACUUCGCCUCUUGAUGUCAUCAAAAUCAGAUUCCAGGUUCAAUUGGAGCCAACGACAUCAUGGGCCUUGCUCAAUAGAAAUCUGGCUGCUCCAUCCAAGUAUACAGGAAUGCUGCAAGCAAGCAAGGAUAUAUUCAGAGAAGAAGGCUUAGCGGGUUUUUGGCGUGGUAAUGUUCCAGCUCUGCUCAUGGUUAUGCCGUACACUGCCAUACAAUUUGCUGUGCUACACAAGAUAAAAUCAUUUGCAGCUGGUUCCUCCAAGACAGCCGAUCACAUUCAUUUGAGCCCAUAUUUGUCCUAUGUAAGUGGCGCUUUGGCGGGAUGCGCAGCUACUGUGGGAUCAUAUCCAUUUGAUCUUCUUCGCACCAUAUUAGCUUCUCAAGGAGAACCCAAGGUGUAUCCAACGAUGAGAUCUGCAUUUGUCGACAUUGUCAAAGCUCGUGGUUUUAAAGGCUUAUAUGCAGGAUUAUCCCCAACACUGGUCGAGAUUGUCCCUUAUGCAGGACUCCAGUUUGGUACAUAUGAUACAUUCAAGCGCUGGGCCAUGACUUGGAAUCAUUCUAGAGCUGGCAACAUGACAACUGCAGACAAUGAUAACCUCUCUAGCUUCCAACUUUUUAUUUGCGGCAUAGCUGCUGGGACGUGCGCUAAACUUGUCUGCCAUCCUCUUGAUGUUGUCAAGAAAAGAUUCCAGAUCGAAGGACUUCAGAGGCACCCGAAAUAUGGUGCCAGAGUCGAGCACAGUUCGUACAAAAACAUGUUUGAUGCCCUGCGCCAGAUCGUGCUGGCAGAAGGCUGGGCUGGUCUGUACAAGGGGAUCGUCCCCUCGACCGUCAAGGCUGCUCCUGCCGGUGCUGUAACAUUUGUGGCUUAUGAAAUGACGUCAGACUGGCUAGAAUCUAUUUGGACUUGAAUCUGGAAUCUGGAUAAACAAGAUUGAUUUUUUUUGGUUAUUGUGCUUCUUGACGCAGAAUUUUAGGCAGUGUACCAUUCAUUUUUGUUUCCAUAUUAACGCAAGAAAAGGCAUGCCUCAGCCUCACCCCAAGAAGGGAGUUUACAUUAGUAUUCUUUCUUUUGCUUAGUCAAUAUUAUAGGGAUUUUGACAGUGCAUAGGACAAUUGUAAAAUCGCUUAUGCAAGCUGUAAUAAAAUCAUAUCGACUUG
This is a messenger RNA of Linum trigynum, 2442 nucleotides long. The record is from the annotation of a GenBank genome assembly. Lineage: Eukaryota; Viridiplantae; Streptophyta; Magnoliopsida; Malpighiales; Linaceae.